Messenger RNA from Suillus bovinus, 1113 nucleotides. RefSeq names its product ras family-domain-containing protein. Bases 259 to 915 code for a protein of 218 amino acids. Gene Ontology annotation, biological process: small GTPase-mediated signal transduction. Lineage: Eukaryota; Fungi; Basidiomycota; Agaricomycetes; Boletales; Suillaceae. The record is from RefSeq and is a predicted model, not a curated record. Gene Ontology annotation, molecular function: GTPase activity; GTP binding. The transcript has 8 exons.
AGGAUGCGGUGCUGUGUGGCUUAUAUAAGUGGUCCCAACCCGCGCGCAAGAAGCCAGCGGUCAAACGCAGUCACCGUGUUCUUCUGCUUCUCACCUCUCUUCUUUACUUGGCUUCAUUCUCAUCACAAUACUCAUUAUACGCCUUUUUGUUUUCUAACGCUCCUUGUAAUUGUUGAUUUUCAUCUCGGCUAGCGCGCAGGCUUGCCUCCGUCUUCCAUUAGUCCGAAUAAUCUGACUGUUCACAGCCCAGCAACAUUCAUGUCGUCUCAAAACCCAAUUCGCAGAAAACUGGUCAUCGUCGGUGACGGUGCUUGUGGGAAGACGUCCCUAUUAUGCUCUUUUGCACUCGGAGAAUUUCCAAAGGAAUAUCAACCGACUAUAUUUGAAAACUACGUCGCAGAAAUCAGGCUAGAUGGUAAACCUGUGCAGUUGGCACUUUGGGAUACUGCAGGGCAAGAAGAGUAUGAACGUUUACGACCAUUGUCCUACUCCAAGUCACAUGUUAUUUUAAUUGCUUUUGCUAUCGACACCCCAGAUUCUCUGGAUAACGUAUCUGUAAAAUGGAUCGAAGAAGUUCGGAGCAUAUGUGGCCCAACCAUCCCAAUUCUACUCGUUGGGUGUAAAGCCGACCUGCGUCCGACAUCCCCCAAUUCUCCUGAUAUUGACAACUUCGUGUCGCGUGCUGAAGCUGAACGCGUAGCAUCUAUGAUUGGUGCGCGCGCUUACAAGGAGUGCUCUGCCCUCAAGAUUGAGGGCGUAGAUGAUGUUUUCGAGGCUGCCACUCGAGCAAGCAUGCUUAUGAGAGAGGGAGUGCCUUCCUCUGCUCAUCACAGAAGGAAGAGCAGUGGGCGAAGUGGUGAAGCGUCUAACGGAGACUCGACUGGUGGCAGCUGGAAAUGCUGCGUUGUCUGCUGAUAACCGCACUUACCCGCAUUAAUUUCGGGCUUAUUGAUAGCUCUUCGGAUGGCUCGCUUCCUCCUCGGCACCAUCAUUGACCUACGGACUAGCUUCAGCUCUUGCACAUACGUGAUAUUUCGCGUUGUUCUCCCUUUGAUUUCGAUCCGGAGCUAACUUGUUCACAUUGCCCCCACCUUCCCCAAUUAGUCUGCUAAU